AUGGCGAUCCGAGGAGCAACGCGCCAUAGCCAGUGGGCCAUGGAGUCACUGGCGCUCGGCCGCAGCGUGCGCCGCAUGACCAUGUCACUGCCGCGCAAGCAAGCAGCCCCUGCGCCAAAUUCGCCAUAUAUGAUCUUUGAUCGCGAGGCCAAGCGUAUGCAGCGCUCGCGCGCGGCCUUGCGGCGCCCCGUGGAUGAGAGCGGCACGGCCUAUGUGGACGAGCGCCACCGUGGUGAGCAGGAUAUCAAGCGCGCGUUCCCUGUGAUUGUCGAGCUGGGCGCGGGUGCAGGCCAUCUGCGGCACCACUUAGAUGCUAAGAGUGCCGGCCUGGAAAAGCUGAUUAUGUGCGACAUGAGUGAGGCGAUGCUGUACCGCGAUGCCCAUCUAGACGCGCAGUUCCCGUACAAGAUCGAACGCCAAGUUAUCGACGAGGAAUGGCUGCCAUUCGAAGAGAAUUCGCUGGAUUGCGUCAUCGCUCCCGGGAGUCUCCACUGGACGAACGACCUGCCUGGCGCGCUCAUCCAGAUUCAGCGUGUGCUCAAACCGGAUGGCGUGUUCCUUGGGUACAUGCUGGGUGGCGAAACGCUUUUCGAGCUGCGGUACGUGGCUGCCACUUACAGAAGCACGAGUAUGAUGUUGGCUGAGCAGGAGCGAGAGGGCGGUCUGUCCGUGCAUGUUUCGCCCAUGACAGACACCAAGGACGUGUCGUCUCUGCUCACUCGCGCAGGCUUUACGCUGCAGACCGUUGACAUUGACGAGCUCACGGUGAAUUACCCUAGUAUGUUUGAGCUUGUGCAGGAUCUGCGCGACAUGGGCGAGAGCAAUGCAGUGAUCAACCGCCGGCCAUUCUUGCACCGCGAUACACUCAUUGCUGCUGCUGCUACCUACCAGGCCCUGCACGGCUCCGAGGAGCACGUUCCCGCUACUUAUGCCCAAAUUUACAUGGUGCGUCGCCCAACACUGACACAGAUCGGUUGGAAACCCUCGCCCGAUCAGAAGAAGCCAGCGAAGCGGGGCAGUGCGAAGCAGUCGCUCAAAGAUGUCCUGUAG
Molecule: messenger RNA, 1050 nt
Organism: Malassezia sympodialis ATCC 42132
Lineage: Eukaryota; Fungi; Basidiomycota; Malasseziomycetes; Malasseziales; Malasseziaceae
Exons: 2
Coding region: 1-1050 (349 amino acids)
Biological process (GO): mitochondrial respiratory chain complex I assembly
Cellular component (GO): mitochondrion
Molecular function (GO): S-adenosylmethionine-dependent methyltransferase activity
Source: RefSeq, a predicted model, not a curated record